Molecule: messenger RNA, 2131 nt
Organism: Monascus purpureus
Lineage: Eukaryota; Fungi; Ascomycota; Eurotiomycetes; Eurotiales; Aspergillaceae
Source: the annotation of a GenBank genome assembly
AGAUUAUCAUCAUGGAGUGGCAUCCCACUCGUUUCUUCCAUCAUUCCAACAAAUCGCCCUAUGCUCUCAUCAUCCUCAACCAGCCCAUCAACGAGAAUGCGUUCGUCAUCCUGAGGAAGCAUGCCAGCCUCGUCGUCUGUGCAGAUGGAGGUGCUAAUCGGUACUACGAUCUGAUGAAAGCCCACGGAAGGGAAUCUAUUGAUCUCCCGGAUGCCGUGAUCGGUGAUCUGGACUCCAUCAAAUCCACGACUCGAAGCCAUUACGAGCGGCUGCGUGUCCCUGUCAUCCAGGAUCCGGAUCAAUAUUCGACGGAUUUCACCAAGUGUCUCAAGCAUCUCCGGGAUUGGUAUUAUCAUGGUGGCCUUAAUGGCGACGACAGCGCCAGCAUCGAUAUCAAAGAUGGCAGUGGUGAUAAAUAUAAUAAUAGGACACUGGAAAUCCUCAUUCUGGGAGGUCUGGGGGGACGAGUGGACCAGGCCUUCUCCCAGAUCCAUCAUCUCACAACAUUCAGCAUGAAAUGGAGCGGAAUACACACGAGCACGACCAUCGAAUCAGAAUCAGCACCCAAGACGGACGCGAACGAUAAUAAUAAUGGUAAUGGUAAUAACACCGAUCUGAAACUAAACCUCUACCUCAUCUCAGAAGAGAGCAUCACUUUCAUCCUCCACCCGGGAAAGAAUAUCAUCCAUACACCAGGAACCAAUAGACCCUUGGAAGAAGAAGAGAGGAAGAAGAACAAAAACAACAACAACAACCAAGAAUACUUCCUCGAAGAGAACGUCGGGAUCAUCCCCUAUCUCGGUCCGACGAGGAUCACGACUCACGGUUUCGAAUGGGAUGUCACUCACUGGCCGACGCAGAUAGGUGGACAGAUCAGUACGAGCAAUCAUAUUCGGGCUGAUGUGGUCGAGGUCGACUGUGAGGCUUCUGUGCUUUUUACUCUGGAAUUGGCUACGAGGUUUAAGUUCUGGGGAAAUGGGCGAUAAUAUAUACAAAUGAAAUGACAGCUACGAGACCAAGACGUGAUAUCAUCAUAUCUCAUUCAAUGCUACAAGACAAUAAAGCCCAGCAACCAGAUUUCACAGCCAGUGCCGCAUAUUCCCGAUGAAAAACUUUUUCAGAAAAGGGAAGAAAUAAUAAUUCGAGAGCAUUGCAAAACAGAAGACAUCAAUCCCAACAUCCGACGCGCGGGCCUAUAUAAAUAAAAGAGAAGAAAGGUCAUCAAUGGUAAACAACCAAGCCCCAACGAUCAUUGCAGAACCCAGUCCAAAAACACGGCUAUAUGAAAAAAAUACCCAGGUAAGGAUAUUAAGUAAAAAAUCAAACCCAAAGCCCUAUCCCUUUCAUAAGUAACUUUGUAGCGUUCAUCAUUCCUGAUGUGAGAAAAGACAACACAAGACGGAAAGAUAUAUAAAACCUUGUAUUUCUUUGCACCUAGAAUUGCCUCCGCAGAACAGCUUGAUACAACGUCUCGACAGCACCGAUAGAUGCAGCAAUAAGCAUACCAACCCAUCUUCCUGGAUACGCAGCAUUCACCUUCGAAAUUGCAGACCUGCUUAAGAGGCCUGCCACGGAGACCUUGUUGCCGUAUAUAAUAUACCCAAUGAGUCCCCUGGCAAUACAGAAAGAUAGGUAAUCGAUGUUGGACUCCUCACUCGCAGCAACGCUGACGCUGCGCGUGGAAUAGACGCGAUUGUGAUUGCGCAAGAUUGUCGCUUUGCUGACGUUACAGAAGAAUGCGAACGUCAGUGGCACCAGGACGUUGGUCAGCAACCAGAGUGAGAAAGGCGCCCAGACCGAGCUACUGGCCAAAUGAAAAAAAUCGGGCCAGGAGGCCGAUCCUCGCACCGGCAAGAGGUGGAUGGCGACCCAAAUAGCUUCCAUCACAACGAUCAGCACCUGGAUCACCUUGAAGUCACUUAGCCACUCCCGCAAUAUACUGAUCCAGUGGACUGGCCUGGAGUCGCUCAGCGCAUCGUAAAUGCGCUUGCGCGUCCAUCUUGUCGGGCGAUCCGUGGUCCGAGGGCCAGUCGCCAGCGACGUCGGUAUGGCGACUUGCGGGAGCAGAGACUGACGAGCGGGAGUUUCCGCUGCAUCGGAAGGUGUGGGGGACUCCGCAUUUGAAGGCGCC